AUGCUGCCAACGCCCAUGCCUCAACCGCUCCUGCUCAUCGCUCCACCAAUGUCGACAACGCCUACACCGCUCAAGAUCCCGGGAGAGGUCUCCUUUGUUAGGGAAGAUCUCAUCAAGCAGCUCAAUCUUCUACGCUCACACUCGUCAAUGUCAAUCAUUGGCAUUGGUGGCAGAAAAUCAACAACUACUCGAGGCAUUGUGUCAUUGACGUUGCAUUCCAACUACAGCAACGCAUCAGUGAGACUCAGAGCUCACGUUCUUCCAACAUUGACGACCAUCUUGCCAUCAACCAACAUGGAUCAUCAAGAAUGGCCUCAUCUCAAAAAUCUCAAGCUCGCUGACCCAGACUUCAUGGUGCCGCCUCGCUCAAUCGACGUGAUCAUCGGUGCAGAUUCCUACGGGCAUGUCAUCAAGCCCAAUCUCAUCAAGGGUUUACCAUCAACGCCUAUCGCUCAACUCUCAAUCUUUGGUUGGUUGGUUAUUGGACCAGUGGGCUCAGCAUCAACUCGAGCGCUCACAUCUCACCAGGAAGAGGUUCCAAUCGCCAACCAAUCUCAACGCACCCCUAAAGAGCAAGAGUGUGAGGAUCACUUCAGAACAACUCAUUUGCGGGAUCCGGAUGGGCGAUACAUCGUGCGCAUCCCUCUCAAACUGCCUUCAACCAUGUUGGGAACUCGUACAACACUCGCUCAUGCUUGUUUGAAUCGUACUCUACGCAAGCUCAAGAGGAAUGAAGAAGAUCUUCACCUCUAUCAAGAGUUUAUGGAGGAAUACGAGAAUCUGCAGCACAUGAAGAGAGCAUCAUCGCGCUCAUCUCAACACUCAACAACUUUCUAUCUGCCUCAUCAUGGUGUUUUGAAACCAGACAGCCCGACUACGAAGCUGAGAGUUGUCUUCAAUGGCUCAAGCUCAACAUCUUCUGGAUAUUCUCUCAACGACAUCAUGCACACUGGUGAAACCUACUGCUCAACAUCGCUGACGUGCUCCUAUGGAUUCGUCAGCACAGAUACACAUUCUCAACCGAUAUUACCCAAAAUAAUAUUGUGGGUGGAUAAGGACCUGCAAGAGACUCAAUUUCAGCUCACUACGGUCACCUACGGUACCAAGGCAGCACCGUAUCUUGCGGUCAGAACAUUGCUGCAAUUAGCUGAGGAUGAAGGUCAUCAUUAUCCUCUGGCCGUACCAUCGAUCACUCAUGCCAGAUAUGUCGACGACAUCUUUGGAGGAGCAGAUUCACCAGAAGAUCUCAAGAAACUCGCUCAUCAGCUUCAAGGUCUGUGCAACGCGGGCGGUUUCCCACUUGCUAGUGGCAUUCAAACUGCCCCGCGCUACUCGAAGCCAUCUCACCUGAAGCUCAUGCUCAAGGCUCAUCACUCUCAUUGGACGACUGCAAAACCAAAAUACUCGGAAUGCAUGGAAUUUUCUCAAGGAUACAUUUACAUUCUCAUCGAAGGAGGACUCAUUCUCACCCCCCAACCAAGAUAA
This is a messenger RNA of Colletes gigas, 1485 nucleotides long. RefSeq lists its product as uncharacterized. The transcript is spliced from 4 exons. The record is from RefSeq and is a predicted model, not a curated record. NCBI's taxonomy places the organism in Eukaryota, Metazoa, Arthropoda, Insecta, Hymenoptera, Colletidae. Bases 1 to 1485 code for a protein of 494 amino acids.